AAAUGCAGAGUCAAAACCCCCGACCCGAUUACUAAAACGGAGGAAGGCGAAGAUGAUAAUGCAGAAAAUAAUUUUCCCCGCUCCGGCCUCUGGAUUAAUGACGGCCAUAUCUGCGGCCAGUUUCAUCGGAAUUACAGCUAGCGGGAUUUCGGAGGUGAGAGGGAAACACCUUCAGUACUCCAAAUUCUGGAAGGCCGGUUCGCAAAAUCGAUCUCCAUUAAUCAAACAGAUCAAGCUGCCGAGUAGAGCUGGAAUGCUUCUGCUGUAUGCUCCUGCAUUUUUAGCAGGUGCUGCUUCCUUUUUCCUCUUUCCUGAUGAAGGCCUCCGAUUUCUGCUAGUCCAAUUAGCCGUCUCCAUUCAUUUCUUCAAGCGGAUCUUUGAGGUGUUAUUUAUACACAAGUACAGUGGGGGAAUGAUUCUGGAUUCUGCCCUUACAAUUUCUCUAAGCUAUUUUGUAUCAAGUGCGUUUAUGAUCUAUGCUCAACAUCUCACACAUGGAUCCACGGAGCCUGCAGUGGAUUUGAUGUACCCUGGAGUAUUGGUGUAUGUAAUUGGGAUUUGUGGCAAUUUUUACCACCAUUAUCUUCUUUCCGAGCUUAGAGGUAAUGAAGGCAAGAAGGAAUACAAGAUUCCCCGAGGUGGUUUAUUUGAUCUUGUGAUAUGCCCACAUUACCUUUUUGAGAUUUUAAUCUUCUGGGGGAUCUUCUUCAUUUCUCAGACUGUUUAUGCCUUUUGCUUUGCUCUUGCUACUACUUUUUACUUGAUGGGUAGGAGCUAUGCAACUAGGAAAUGGUAUCUCUCUAAAUUUGAUCAUUUCCCUAAUCAUGUCAAGGCUCUGAUUCCCUUUGUAUUUUAGAAUUUGAUCUUAGAAGAGAGAAAGGAAAAAAAAAAAAAAAGAAAAGAGGCUUUUGUUUAUGUGAUUAUCGAAAGAAUAUUGUUGUUUUAAGUGAAAACAAAACAUGGGGAUAUAUAUUGAAGGCAUUGUAGUGAAUGCCUUUUAUCGUACUUAAUAUUUGGGUUUGUACUAGUUUGAUCCAUGCUGUGAAAUAAGUAAUCUUGUAUCAACUGUUCUUAGGAA
Molecule: messenger RNA, 1078 nt
Organism: Carica papaya (papaya)
Lineage: Eukaryota; Viridiplantae; Streptophyta; Magnoliopsida; Brassicales; Caricaceae
Product: 3-oxo-5-alpha-steroid 4-dehydrogenase family protein
Biological process (GO): lipid metabolic process
Molecular function (GO): oxidoreductase activity, acting on the CH-CH group of donors
Source: RefSeq, a predicted model, not a curated record